AUGUUGCGUUGGUUUGGUCUCUUUACACUCUGCUUAUGGUGCUGCACGCAACUGGCAUGGGCGCAGGGAACCAUGUUGGAGCAAGUUCGUGUGUCAGAACUCUCACGCUCUGACCCUAUUGGCGCCGCGAAGCAGGUGAUCCAGUUCCCACACAUCCUCAGGGAGAAUGCCUCGUUGUGGUUCCAAAACAACAAUGUGUCAGGCACAGGCGACGAUGCCCAAGUACCCUGGGGCCGUGGUGCCUGGUUCAGCUGGAACCCCUGGGCGCUGGGUGAGUUUGAGACGGGGUACGUGUGGGUCCCCACGGACUUUGACAUGUUCCAUUUGGACCGCUCUGAAUCGAUCGGGAAGAUCAAUGGUACAGAAGGAAAGAUUCCGUACUAUGUAAACAAAGACUACGAUGCGUCGAAGAUUAAGCGUGCGGUGAUCAUUUGGCCAGGCCAAUGGCGUGACUCGUGGAAGUUUAUCAACCUGCUCGGCAAUGCCUAUCGUGUUGCUCAAAAGUACCCAGAGCUGGAGGUACAUGAUGGCGAGGUGCUUAUGAUCUCACCCUUGUUCCUGAAUGAGGACGACAUGAGUGCUGGCGCUGCGACCAAGGACCAGCUUGUGUUUGCCAAGUCGGGCUGGUCAGCUGGCGGUACCGCACGCUCACCGGAAGUAUUCAAGCAUGUGAGCUCGUUUGACGUAAUUGAUCAUUUCGUAAACAAGACACUGAACAAAGACCAUUUCCCCAAUCUCGAGACCACGGUCGUGGCGGGACACUCGAUGGGCGGCCAGGCUGCACUGCAUUAUGCGAUGCUGAAGAACCCCACGUCGGAUGAGGAUCGCGUGCGUAUUUGGGUCGGCAACCCAGGUUCGUACGUAUGGCUGGAUGAUAGCCGUCCGUUCUCUACCAAAGGAUGUGAUGGUUACACAAACUGGCCGUACGGCGUGUCCGACAUCAAGACGAUCCCCAAAUAUGCGCGUAGCCGUGCUGGAGAAAAUGGUGCGACCCUGAUUCGCAAUUUCCGUGAACGGCAUAUCCACUUUGCCAUCUCUGAAAACGACAAUGGUCAAGGUGUGACGCAUUGCGAGGCCAUGGCCCAAGGCCCCAACCGCAUUGCGCGCGGCACGGAAUGGGUGUUGGCGCAAGGCAACUCUACAGCUGGCUGGUCUGACAAGCACACGCUCAACUACAUUGCAGGCGCAUCGCAUCAGGAUUAUGUGACAAUGGCGUACUACUACAGCCUGAAGCAUAUCUUUUCGGAUAACAACUAA
This is a messenger RNA of Malassezia pachydermatis, 1257 nucleotides long. RefSeq lists its product as hypothetical. NCBI's taxonomy places the organism in Eukaryota, Fungi, Basidiomycota, Malasseziomycetes, Malasseziales, Malasseziaceae. The transcript has a single exon. The record is from RefSeq and is a predicted model, not a curated record. Bases 1 to 1257 code for a protein of 418 amino acids.